CAGCCGCUCCCUUCUCUGGGCGUCUGGACUCCUUUUCUCUUACGGGCCCCGCCCAGGCGGCUGCCCGUGACCUGCCUGGGCGCAGGGAACGGAAAGCCGGGAGAGGCAAGACCAGUUCAGAUCGCCAUGGGGCUGUUUGGAAAAACCCAGGAGAAGCCGCCCAAAGAGCUGGUCAAUGAAUGGGCUUUGAAGAUAAGAAAGGAAAUGAGAGUUGUUGACAGGCAAAUAAGAGAUAUCCAAAGAGAAGAAGAAAAAGUCAAACGGUCUGUGAAAGAUGCUGCCAAGAAGGGAGAGAAGGAUGUCUGUGUGGUUCUGGCCAAGGAGAUGAUCAGGUCGAGGAAGGCUGUGAGCAAGCUCUAUGCUUCCAAAGCUCACAUGAACUCUGUGCUCAUGGGGAUGAAGAACCAGCUGGCGGUUUUGCGAGUGGCUGGUUCCCUGCAGAAGAGCACAGAAGUGAUGAGGGCCAUGCAGAGUCUUGUGAAGAUCCCAGAAAUCCAGGCCACCAUGCGGGAGCUAUCCAAAGAGAUGAUGAAGGCUGGGAUCAUAGAAGAGAUGUUAGAGGACACUUUUGAAAGCAUGGAGGAUCAGGACGAAAUGGAGGAAGCGGCAGAAAUGGAAAUUGACAAGAUUCUGUUUGAAAUUACAGCAGGGGCCUUGGGCAAAGCACCUAGUAAAGUGACCGACGCCCUUCCAGAGCCUGAACCUCCAGGAGCGAUGGCUGCCUCUGAAGACGAGGAGGAGGAAGAGGCCCUAGAGGCCAUGCAGUCCCGGCUGGCCACACUCCGCAGCUAGGGGCUGCCCAGCUGGGCCCUCAGGCUCUUCUCAUGGCCCACCCGCUGGGUGUGCACACACUCCUCUGAAGCAGCCGCCAUUUAUG
Molecule: messenger RNA, 877 nt
Organism: Ceratotherium simum simum (southern white rhinoceros)
Lineage: Eukaryota; Metazoa; Chordata; Mammalia; Perissodactyla; Rhinocerotidae
Gene: CHMP3
Product: charged multivesicular body protein 3
Biological process (GO): vacuolar transport
Source: RefSeq, a predicted model, not a curated record